Monopterus albus (swamp eel) is the source of this 1415-nucleotide messenger RNA. Its product is annotated as zinc finger protein 32-like. Gene Ontology annotation, molecular function: DNA-binding transcription factor activity, RNA polymerase II-specific. The transcript has 2 exons. Gene Ontology annotation, cellular component: nucleus. NCBI's taxonomy places the organism in Eukaryota, Metazoa, Chordata, Actinopteri, Synbranchiformes, Synbranchidae. The record is from RefSeq and is a predicted model, not a curated record. Gene Ontology annotation, biological process: regulation of transcription by RNA polymerase II. The coding region runs from base 96 to 1394 and encodes 432 amino acids.
CGAAGAAGAAGAAGAAGAAGAAGAAGAAGAAGAAGUGCUACUUCUCUUGUGGUGAUUCUUAUUCCUUCCAGGUUUGCGCUAGCUCAUAUCUUAAGAUGUCUACAAUCAAUUUUCUGAGAGCGUUCGUCAAUCAGCGACUGACUGUGGUUGUUGAGGAGAUAAUAGGAAUGUUUUCAAAGACAAUAACCGAGUACGAGGAGGAGAUCGACCGCCAGCGCAGGCUGCUGGGAGCCGAGCAGGUGCCCGGCAUCAAGAUAACGUUGACCACCCAAACAGGUGAGUCUCAGGUCAUCCAGCCACUGACUGUCAGCGCAAAGGUUCCCUCUGAGCAGCAGGACUCAAGCCCCAGCCUGCACCAGGAUUCUGGUGAGACCCUAUGCAUUAAAGAGGAACCAGAGGAUGUGUGGGAGAGUGAGGUGGAAGAGCAGUUUCAAGGGCCAGAGGAGGCUGAAAUCACAUUUCCUUCUAUCUCCGUGAAGAGUGAAGAUGAUGAAGAGAAGCCUCAGUCCUCACAGCUUCAUCAAAGGCCAAUGGAGGAGAGAACAGAGACUGAUCGGGCAGCCAGCAGACCUGCUGGACAGAUAAAAGCCAGAGUUGUUGGAGGAGACUGUGAAGUAUUAGAACCAGUCACUGACUUGGAUGUAGCUGGUUUUUUAAAAGCAACCAGUGAUGGUCAGUUUUUCCUUUCCCAGUGUUUUAAAAUGGAGACUGAAGUCCUGAAUGAUGACUGGAAUCAGUUGACCAAAUCCCAGCCAUCAUCCAACACACUGAAAUACCAUCAAACCACAGCUCAUGAGAGAUCUCUUUGUCAGGAUGAUCUCUAUAAAUGCCCAGCAUGUAGCAAAACAUUUAAGCAUAACACAGCUCUACAGAGACAUAUAACAUGUCAUACAGGGGAGAAGCCAUUUGACUGCACUGAAUGUGGUAAGACAUUUAGGCAAAAGGGAGGGUUGCACAUACACAUGAGAAAACACACUGGAGAGAAGCCUUUCGGUUGCCCAGUUUGUGGUAAAAACUUCACCCAGAGCGGAACAUUAGCUGUACAUGUGAGAAUUCAUACUGGAGAGAAGCCUUUUACCUGCUCAGUGUGUAAGAAAAGGUACAGCGAAAGAGGGACACUUGUCCGACACAUGAGGGUCCACACUGGAGAGAAACCAUUUACGUGUUCACUUUGUGGUAAAAGCUUUAGUGAAAAAGGAAAUCUGAAUAAGCACAUGAGAAUCCACACAGGAGAGAAACCAUUUAGUUGCAGUGAAUGUGAGAAAAAAUUUAGUUUUCUGUCACACCUUAAAAACCACAAGUGUCCUCAUACGAAAAGCAUUGAAGCUGUACAGCAGGCACUUCAGCGGGAAUGUGCAAAAGGAAUGGUACAGUUAACCAGAUGCAUGUUAUAAAUUGGACAGGAUGAAACCCUU